Molecule: messenger RNA, 1138 nt
Organism: Agrilus planipennis (emerald ash borer)
Lineage: Eukaryota; Metazoa; Arthropoda; Insecta; Coleoptera; Buprestidae
Source: RefSeq, a predicted model, not a curated record
CAUAAAUUUAAGUAUUUGUUAUAUUUAUUGAAUUGUGGAUCAAUCUUUUUUCUUAAGAAAUUAUUGUAAAAUUGUUUUUAAGGUGUGAUACAUGUGAUAACAGUACAUGAUACGAUAUUUUGUUGGAAUUACAUGCGUAGCAGAAUUAAAGAACGCAACCAAAACAAUUAUCUAUGCCCUUUAUCGUUCAGGUGCUGUAUUCAUAUUUUGUUAUGUCUAUAGGUAGAAAUGUCAAAAAUGUAAACAAAAAUAUCUAUUAAAAUUUUAGUUUAACAUUUAAAGAUAAUUAUAAGAAAAUCUUUUUAUAAUGAAAGAUGAGACUGUUAACAAGUUAAUAUAAACAGAAGUGGAAAGGAAAAAAUUUUAGUGUAUUAAGGAAAAAUCGCUUGACACGCCCAAUAAUUUCGUAAAUGAGGUUAUAAAUGCGCCAAUUCCGGAUUUUUCACAAACGUCUUAUUUUGUGGGUAAUAUUUUGCUUUCAAGUAAGUCUUCUAUUGGCAUAUUUAUUUUUAAAUGUCGACAUAAUUUCUGCAACUUCGCGAACUUCCAAAAGGGUGUCGUUUUUUACAAAUAAUAGCUUUAAGUAUGUACCCCUCAAAAAAAAUACAUAUCAUACAUACAAACAUAGAAUAUACCUUAAGAAGCAAUCAUCUAACAGUGAAUUUAUAGACUUCAAUACAAGCAUAUGCUUUAGAAAUGGGACUGAUAUAAAAUUAAUGUUACAUAAACAAAACAAUGAUAAAUGGAACUGCAAAUGUCUUCCGACAUUUCAUGGAAACAAUUGUGGUCAGCCAGAAAUAAUUUGGAGAGCAUUGCUCAAUUUUAGAAAAUCAAUUAAAAUAAAAGGGCCAAGGAAAUAUAAAAGAAAUAUACUAUUUGUUGUAAUUGUAGAUAAAUUUUUAACAACAGCUCUUGAGAUUAUGAUAAGUGAAUUGAACAGUGUUGUAGAUUUAUUCAUACUAAUUGAAUAUUCUGGGGAAGUAUUUUUAAAGAACCAAUUAAACAAUGGAUUUCUAAGACAGUAUCAUAAAGAGGUACUAUAUCUUAACAUUGUCAAUGAAAAUGAUCUCUUUUCCAAGAUACAAAAUUCUAUUGGAAAUUUAAAGCAAGAAACACUAAUUGCUUUUAUUAAUGAAAA